AGAAGCGACGCAACGUUUGUUCUGUGACUAGGGAAGGCGGUGGAAUUUCUCGGGGGAGUCAUCGCAUUUUCCGUGCGAAAUCCUCACGGCGAGCUGGAUCUGCUUCUAGGGUUCUGCAAUCUCUCCAGCUCCAUGUCCGAGGGAUGAUCGAAGCUCUGGAGCGCGAUGGCUACGGCGACGCUUGCGACGGCGGCUGGAGCAGCUGCCCUGUAUUACUACUCGAGAUGGGGGAUUCCAUGGGGAAGGCGCGGUGUGGAUGAAUUUGGCGAGCUGGAUGAGGGCGGGGAAUCCAGUAGGAGCUCCAGCUCCAGCUCCUUGAGGAUGCCUCGGCUCGUCCGAGCUCCAUCGACAUGGCUGGAAGCUCUUGCCACGAUUAUGGAGACUUUGCGGUUUACUUACUCGGAGACUCUUGGGAAAUGGCCGAUUGGGGAUUUGGCGUUUGGAAUCAAUUACCUUCUCCGGCGUCAAGGACAUCUCCACGUAGCUAGUGUUUUCGCUGGCGAUGGUUGCCAGCUUACAGGCUUGGAGGUUGUGAAUACGUUGAAGGAGCUCUUGCGAUUGCUUCUUAUAUGUCUACAUUUUUCGAAGAAGCCGUUCCCUUUGUUCCUGGAAGAAACUGGCUUCUCUAAGGAUCAAGUGAUUCUUCAAGAACCGAAGGCUGCGCUGUUGAAGCCCGCCUUUUGUGUGUUGAGGGAUGACAAGACCGAAUCCAUACUUCUUGUCAUCCGUGGAACUCAUAGCAUCAAGGACACGUUAACGGCUGUCACGGGAGCGGUUGUCCCCUUCCAUCUCACGGUUCUGCAUAACGGAGGCGUGGAAAGUUUGGUUUUGGGAUAUGCUCAUUGCGGCAUGGUUGCUGCUGCAAGGUGGAUUGCUCAGCUAGCUACUCCGCAUUUGCUUGAAGCUUUAAAUAAGUCUCCCGGCUAUCGAAUAAAGAUAGUUGGUCAUUCACUUGGCGGCGGCACGGCUGCUUUGCUGACGUAUAUUCUUCGAGAGAAGAAGGAAUUCAGUUCAGCGAAUUGUGUAUCCUUCGCUCCUGCUGCUUGCAUGACGUGGGAGCUUGCGGAGUCUGGAUUGCCAUUUGUGACGUCUGUCGUAAACGGUUCAGACCUGGUGCCAACGUUUUCUGCUGCAUCUGUGGACGAUUUACGAGCUGAAGUGACAUCUUCUGCUUGGGUCAGUGAUUUCAAGGAGCAGAUCGAACGAACAAGAAUCUUGCGGACAGUGUAUCGUUCUGCUACAGCAGUAAGUAGCAGAUUGCCAUCAAUGGCAAGGAUGCGAACUGGAGUCGCUAGCGCGGGGGCUAUCUGGAAGCCAGUCAGCAGCAGCACCCAGGUUGUCAUGAAACAAGCGCAGAACGUUGCAAUGGCAGUUGUUCGGACUCGGCCAUCGCUCGGAUUGACCGGACUGUCUGGAUGGGCGUGCAUCGGGCCGCGUAGGCGUGCAAACACAGUAACGAGUACAGUGACGAGUAUUAAAGAGAGUGAAGGGGGAAUGGAAGAGGCUCCAAAGGCGGAUUCUCUUCCGUGCUCGUCCACCUUCACCGAGGUGGAAGAAACAAAGUGGUCUGUGGAAACUCAGGAGGAAACAAAGUGGUCCGUGGAGACUCAGGAGGACACAAAGUGGUCCGUGGAGACUCAGGAGGAAAUGGAGAUUGAAGCAGAAUUUCCCGGUUCCAGCUCCCAGGAGGCAGCGGAUCACGUAAGCAUUGGCGAGGAGUAUCUGUGGCAGGAGCUGGAAGAAGAACUCCAGCGGCAAAAGGAGGAGGAUCGCCUGGGGCGGGAAGAAGAAGAGCGAGCAGCUAAGGAGAUCACCAAAGAGGAGGAGGACGUGAUGGCGUCCGCGACCGAGAUGGGAAGGGACAUAGUUUUGCCAUCGGAAGAACAAGGCUGUGGCCGAGAGCGCAAUCGGUUCUAUCCCCCAGGUCGAGUGAUUCACAUGGUUUCGCCGCUGCCAGAGGACUCGGGCAGCGAUGGUGGCGAGCAGGAAUUCAAGGCGAGGGUGGGACUGUUUGAGACGAACAGGAGGCUAUAUGGGAAGGUGCGGUUGUCGCGAACCAUGGUGAAUGAUCACUACAUGCCAAUAUACAGGAAGACCAUGGAGCAGCUCAUACUGGAACUCGAAAGUCAAAAAUAAGUACAUUCCAAUGUUUCCUGUUCCUCCCAUUUAUAUGGGUUUGUAUAUAAGAGGAUUAAAGAAGGAAGUCAAAUUAGGGUUA
This is a messenger RNA of Selaginella moellendorffii, 2218 nucleotides long. RefSeq lists its product as uncharacterized. The record is from RefSeq and is a predicted model, not a curated record. The coding region runs from base 166 to 2136 and encodes 656 amino acids. Gene Ontology annotation, biological process: lipid catabolic process. NCBI's taxonomy places the organism in Eukaryota, Viridiplantae, Streptophyta, Lycopodiopsida, Selaginellales, Selaginellaceae. The transcript is spliced from 8 exons.